Molecule: messenger RNA, 1152 nt
Organism: Trichoderma atroviride IMI 206040
Lineage: Eukaryota; Fungi; Ascomycota; Sordariomycetes; Hypocreales; Hypocreaceae
Source: RefSeq, a predicted model, not a curated record
UAGUAGUCUUGCUACAGCAGUAAUGGUGAUGCUGCUUAUACAUGCAAGUGUGUAUAUGCACUCCGUAUCCCAUGUUCCCGCGCGGAUGCACGAAAGGACGGCGUUGGUGACAAGUGCUUGUAUCUGCAGAAUCUUAGACUCGGUGUCUAUGCAUCCAUCUCCUGCCAUACAGGUACACGAGUGCUACUGAACCUACCACGAGAAGCGAGUGCCCUCGGCUCCUCUCCUUACCCCGACUUGCGGCGCCAUUGACCGUUCCACCGCCGGCGAUCUGGCCUCUGUGCGAGCAUUUCUGAGUGAUUGAGCGGUGCCUUGCAGGGGAGGAAACGGUGCAGCCUGCGUGGUGAGACCUGCAGCGAGCACCGGCGCCGUACAGCAUCGUGUCUUGUCCUGGGCCGGCGAUUGUCCUCCACAAUGGGCGCUGGGGCACGCAUCGACGCGAGCGGCCCCUUUGGUCUCAUUCGCGCGUCUGCGCUGCUCUGCAUUGCCUCAUCUCGCCUCGCCGCAGCGCUCGCAACUGAUCGUCCGUCUCGCCGUGGCCAGCCAUCCAUAUCGCGGUGGUUGUUGGAGCCAGAGAGGGUCAAGCGCAGAUGCAUGGCUGGAGCAGCGAUUUUGGGGCUGCGGUCGAGAGCGGGGCGGCGAGGGCCUGUGGCUCAAUGGCAGCAGCCGUCGAAGCGCCGAGGUGUGUCGCGGCCGCUGAUUGGACGCGCCAAAUGCAGGUGCGCGCCGCAGCCUGGCCAAUCGGCGGCUCGAUCACGCCUGGCCGCAGGGGUCCAAUCGCUGUAUCCCGGCCCGCUAAGCUGCGCCGCAGGGAUCAGGGGUGCACCACCAAAACUCCAGUCGUCGUCUAUACUGUACUGUACUUCUUACUUGUCCUGGCAGCAUGACUUCCAGGUUGCAAUCCAGUCAACAGCAGUCUCGGUGCGCAUAACUGCGGCAUCCAGCAAUCAAACGCCUGCCGCCAUAUCGCGACAUGCUCGAAUCACAAACCACCAGGCUCGCACAUCCUUGUCCCUCCUGCCUCUAUCGCGGCUGCACCUGUUUGCCGGCUUGUAUCAGAUGAUUGCUGAGACAGAUGGAUUUCAGCUUGCAUCCGGUUUCUCUUAUUUAUCACCUUUCCCCGAGUUCUGUUUCUUGCUAGCCUCUCCUUGA